UAUGUAGGAGACCCGUUUGAGGUGUUGGAAAAUGUGAAGUAUGCGCUGGGAAAAGUUGUCUAUCAGAGUGACUAGGCGUGGUCUUAUUUUGAUUAAUUAUAUUGCUGAAGAAAAUAGGAAUAUUGCAGUGGGCAUCACAAGAAUCCGAAAAACAGAAGUAUUGUGCUUUGAACUUCGGAGCAGAGCACCCAUCAAAGGAGUCAUUUCAGGAGUAACGACGGAUGUUCAGGUUGAAUACCUGAAGAGGAUUCUUGUUGUGGUUGGUGCCCGGUGUCUGACCCGCUGGGUGAAUGGCGACAAAUAAGUCUGUCUGCCCUGUUUUUUACAUUUUUAUUAUAAAGAGCACCUACCUACGCAAAUAUUGGUUAUGUAUGAUACGCUGGUGUAUAGAAGGGCGAUCGGUGUUGCAAUUGUGGUGGGGAUUAUGUUCCUGGUGUGCCUUGUAAGGGUGAAGGAGAUUGUUAGAGCGUUCAAUCGAAUGCCGAUGGAAUUGAAAGAGUUGAGAAUACAAGCGACGUUAGUGAAGAUAUUGUAGUGGAUGUAGUAGAGCCUGUAGUAAAUGUUUUCUGACAGGCCUAGAUUAUGUGGCGUUCAUUGGCACAAUUAUAAAAUGUACGGCUCCAGUCUCAAAGAAGUCAAACAACUGGACAUCCUUGUGGCUGCGGCAGAAACGUUUUUGGGACUAUUUAAGACUUGGAAGUGGUAGGCUACUGGCGACGGAAGACGGCCCGCCCUCCCAUCUCAGAUCCGUUUUUAUUUUUAACAGAAAGUUGUAUGAUCUGUAUAUAUAUAUCUUUUUUUUUUGUAGUUCAGUUUUUGGGUAAAACUGUUUCCAUCCCGAAUAGUAAAAUGUGCAAACGUCAAUAUAACGUUACCAUAGAAGUCUGUGUGUAACACGAUCUAGCCAGCCAACUUUGUGUUUCCAGGCUGACACAGGAUCCUAUGGAAGAGAUGUCAGGAGUAAGUGCGGUGAGCUCGGCGUUGCCUGCGGCUACAACCCGUACCACCUCAUUCAAAGGCUCCUGCCCCAGCUCGAAGUAUGUGAAGCUGAACGUGGGCGGGGCGCUCUACUACACCACCAUGCAGACCCUCACCAAGCAGGACACCAUGCUCAAGGCCAUGUUCAGCGGUAGGAUGGAGGUCCUCACAGACAGCGAAGGCUGGAUCCUUAUUGACAGGUGUGGGAAGCACUUUGGGACCAUUCUGAACUACCUGCGUGACGGUGCUGUACCUCUGCCUGAGAUCCGGAGAGAGGUGGAAGAGCUCCUGGCAGAGGCCAAGUAUUACCUGGUGCAGGGGUUAGCUGACGAGUGUCAUGCUGCCUUACAGAACAAAGAUAUGUAUGAGCCUUUCUGUAAAGUGCCCUUGGUCACAUCAUCAAAGGAAGAACAGAGACUCAUAUCUACCUCCAACAAGCCCACAGUCAAGCUGUUAUACAACAGGAGCAACAACAAGUACUCUUACACCAGCAACUCCGAUGACAACAUGCUGAAAAACAUAGAGCUGUUUGACAAGCUCUCUCUGCGGUUCAACGGCCGUGUGCUCUUCAUCAAGGACGUGAUCGGGGAUGAGAUCUGCUGCUGGUCAUUCUAUGGGCAGGGCCGUAAGAUCGCUGAGGUGUGCUGUACCUCCAUAGUCUACGCCACAGAGAAGAAGCAAACAAAGGUGGAGUUCGCAGAGGCUCGUAUCUAUGAGGAGACACUUAACAUCCUGCUGUAUGAGUCUCAGGAUGGGCGUGGUCCAGACAACGCUCUACUGGAGGCUACAGGGGGUGCUGCAGGCCGAUCCCAUCACCUGGAUGAGGACGAGGAACGGGAACUCAUCGAGAGGGUGCGACGCAUUCACAUCAAACGCCCUGAUGACCGCACCCACCACCACCAGUAACUAUACCAGCCAACCAACAUUAUCACCACCAGUAACUAUACCAGACAACCAACCAUACCAGCCAACCAACAUUAUCACCACCAGUAACUAUACCAGACAACCAACUAUACCAGCCAACCAACAUUAUCACCACCAGUAACUAUACCAGACAACCAACUAUACCAGCCAACCAACAUUAUCACCACCAGUAACUAUACCAGCCAACCAACAUUAUCACCACCAGUAACUAUAUCAGACAACCAACUAUACCAGCCAACCAACAUUAUCACCACCAGUAACUAUACCAGACAACCAACUAUACCAGCCAACCAACAUUAUCACCACCAGUAACUAUACCAGCCAACCAACAUUAUCACCACCAGUAACUAUACCAGCCAACCAACUAUACCAGCCAACCAACAUUAUCACCACCAGUAACUAUACCAGCCAACCAACUAUACCAGCCAACCAACAUUAUCACCAGCAGUAACUAUACCAGCCAACCAACUAUACCAGCCAACCAACAUUAUUACCACCAGUAACUAUACCAGCCAACCAACAUUAUCACCACCAGUAACUAUACCAGACAACCAACUAUACCAGCCAACCAACAUUAUCACCACCAGUAACUAUACCAGACAACCAGCAUUAUCACCACCAGUAACUAUACCAGACAACCAACUAUACCAGCCAACCAACAUUAUCACCACCAGUAACUAUACCAGACAACCAACUAUACCAGCCAACCAACAUUAUCACCACCAGUAACUAUACCAGACCACCAACUAUACCAGCCAACCAACAUUAUCACCACCAGUAACUAUACCAGCCAACCAACUAUACCAGCCAACCAACAUUAUCACCACCAGUAACUAUACCAGCCAACCAACAUUAUCACCACCAGUAACUAUACCAGACAACCAGCAUUAUCACCACCAGUAACUAUACCAGCCAACCAACAUUAUCACCACCAGUAACUAUACCAGCCAACCAACAUUAUCACCACCAGUAACUAUACCAGACAACCAACUAUACCAGCCAACCAACAUUAUCACCACCAGUAACUAUACCAGCCAACCAACAUUAUCACCACCAGUAACUAUACCAGACAACCAACUAUACCAGCCAACCAACAUUAUCACCACCAGUAACUAUACCAGACAACCAACUAUACCAGCCAACCAACAUUAUCACCACCAGUAACUAUACCAGCCAACCAACUAUACCAGCCAACCAACAUUAUCACCAGCAGUAACUAUACCAGCCAACCAACUAUACCAGCCAACCAACAUUAUUACCACCAGUAACUAUACCAGCCAACCAACAUUAUCACCACCAGUAACUAUACCAGACAACCAACUAUACCAGCCAACCAACAUUAUCACCACCAGUAACUAUACCAGACAACCAGCAUUAUCACCACCAGUAACUAUACCAGACAACCAACUAUACCAGCCAACCAACAUUAUCACCACCAGUAACUAUACCAGACAACCAACUAUACCAGCCAACCAACAUUAUCACCACCAGUAACUAUACCAGACCACCAACUAUACCAGCCAACCAACAUUAUCACCACCAGUAACUAUACCAGCCAACCAACUAUACCAGCCAACCAACAUUAUCACCACCAGUAACUAUACCAGCCAACCAACAUUAUCACCACCAGUAACUAUACCAGUGUUGGGUUUCGUUUCUUACGUCUUUCCUUGUCAAUCAUUGGUUCAUUGGUGAAAUUAGCAUUAUGAUAAUAUUUUCAAUUAAAUCAUUCAAAAACCUUUAUUAAUGCAAUUGCAGACAGAAGUUGACAAACGGGAACAUAGCACGCAUGUUUCUGAGUAAGUUCUGCAUCAAACAAAAGGUCUAAAGUUGUUUUAUUAAAUUGAAGUCCCGCCUUAGUAAUGUCACUGACUACGUCAUUACCUUUUUACUCCUGAGACCAAAACCCUAUAUAAACAAUGGCUUUGUGGUAUCUUAAACUUAGCAGUAAAUGUCCACUCCCCAAAGCUGAUUUAUUGUGGAAUGUUUAACUAGUCUCUUAUGUCCCACACUCCCCUGCAGAGUUCUGUCUCAGUCACACACAGACAGACAAAGAAAACAACCGUGGAACAAUUCUAAACUUUAUAAUGAAUAUAUAUAUAUAUAUUGUUAAUCUAUAGUCUAGGACCCUAUAAAUGUAAAGAGGGAGGGGUCUUAUAACCCCUCCCCUUCUAUUAAUAUAACAUAAGCAUAAACAAUUAUUCUAAUACAUCAAACAUGUGUACAGCCCCAAAUCAUGACCGCUAGGUGAAUCCUGACACCAACCAACUAACAUUAUUACCACCAGUAACUAUACCAGCCAACCAACAUUAUCACCACCAGUAAGCCAACCAACAUUAUCAGCACCAGUAACUAUACCAGCCAACCAACAUUAUCAACACCAGUAAGCCAACCAACAUUAUCACCACCAGUAACUAUACCAGCCAACCAACAUUGUCAGUAUCCGCAGUGACUAUUACCCAUCACUGACAGAGAACAAGUGCAAUCACACAAUACCCACAAGUAACCUCACAUUGUUGACAUUGACCACAAGUGACCUCUGUGCUUCUGCAUUACAGCCACUUAUAAACUUUUGCCAGUCUCUAAUCAUGAUUAUAAACUGGGUGGUUCGAGCCCUGAAUGCUGAUUGGCUGACAGCCAUGGUAUAUCAGACGUAUACCACGAGUAUGACACAACAUUUAUUUUAACUACUCUAAUUACGUUGGCAGCCAGUUUAUAAUGGCAAUAAGGCACCUCAGAGGUUUGUGGUAUAUGGCCAUACACCACACCCCCUCAUGCCUUAUUGCUUAAGUAGAGCAUGGUUUGGGUGUUACAGUUUGUGUGUUGUCCCAAAUGGCUGUAUCAGUAUUUUCUAAACCCUCCAUAAGAGCUGUUAUUUUUAUCAGUGGUCAAAGAAGACUUAUUUGACCCCCUGUAUUUCCAUAUGUUUUGUAUGUCUCAUCUUUGUAUGAAUGUUGACAUGUUACGUGUCCAGUAGGAGAUCUGGUGCCUUAAAUCUGUGGUCUUGUGCCUUAAGUCUGUGGGUGUAAGUGCAGCUUACAAUCUGAUUUACUUUAUAGUGGCACUACAACAUUGCUUGGAAGUUCAUGUAUUGUCACAGAGUAGCUAGUUCAGGUCAAUUGUGUUUCAGUGAUUAUAGUAAUACACUGUGUAACAAUACCUUUUCCUACCACUUCAGUUUUUAGAGAUGUUUUCUGAGAGAAAAAAGAAACCUGUACGCUGCUCUUGCUAUUGUGACUGUUCUUUAUUAAGGUUUAUGUAUUGUCCGCAAGGCCCUUUGUCAGAGCUUUUGUGAGUGUUUUUUAAUUUGCACCCUUAUGUAGACAUUGCUCCACCCACAGCCGUUCAAUGCAUCGAAUGGGGUUGGAGUCAAGGACAAAUAUAUUAAUUAUCUUGAAUUGGUGAUAUAUGCAAACUGUAUCUAGAUGCGAAAGAAACUUACCUAUUUAGACGAGGUGCUGGCUAGCGGAGUAGAACAUUGUCUGUCCAAACGUUGGAUAUUAGGUUAUUAAAUUAUUGAAUCUGAGCUCCUAGAGUGUACGAAUCCUUUUAAUUUUUCAAAUAUGCAAACUGCAUUUUAUCACGUUUUAGAAAUUUGGUGCUUCUAUUUUCUGUAUGUACUCAUUUCAUCCAGCAGAGGGUGAUGUGUACAAAGACACUGAACGUGUGCUAAGUUGUUGAAGUUACCCCUAGAUGCUGAUCUUGGGUCAGUUUUCUAUUUCCCCCACUAAUGGAUAAGGUUUGGGAGCUGACCCUAGAUAUUUGCCUAGAGGAACUUUACCCCAGAGCAAUAUGUUACAAUCCACCCCUGAAUUGUAAGUGUUGUGAAUACAUCCACCUUUUAUACUGUAGUCAUGGAUUAAUGAUUUUUUGGUAUCCUAAAGAACCUUUGAGAUGCUGGAUGUGUAAUUAAAUGGAUGUUAUUGCUUCCUGUUACAAUAAUUCUUUGAGGGCGACGUUACAAGACAACUUGUUUGGAAGACCGAUGGCAAGAAAUGAAACCAAGCACAUCCAGACAGCAAAUAAUGUCACAAUUUUACACACUUACCUGGGAAAUGAUUGUCUUUUGCACUGUAUUUAACACAUUUCUUACAAUAAAGAUUUUUAUGAA
Molecule: messenger RNA, 6013 nt
Organism: Salvelinus fontinalis (brook trout)
Lineage: Eukaryota; Metazoa; Chordata; Actinopteri; Salmoniformes; Salmonidae
Product: BTB/POZ domain-containing adapter for CUL3-mediated RhoA degradation protein 3-like
Exons: 7
Coding region: 943-1884 (313 amino acids)
Biological process (GO): protein ubiquitination; proteasome-mediated ubiquitin-dependent protein catabolic process; negative regulation of Rho protein signal transduction
Cellular component (GO): Cul3-RING ubiquitin ligase complex
Molecular function (GO): ubiquitin-protein transferase activity; protein binding
Source: RefSeq, a predicted model, not a curated record